CAUCAUGGUUGAUAUUAAAUCUACUUCGAACGCCGUAUGGUGGAUAAAAAAUCCGUCACAACACAAACGUCGCCACGAGUCGUUGGGUAGCAAAUUCAGCAAGGAUAUGACAGAUUUAUUUAGCAAUAUAUCUUUGCAUGCUUACAAUAAAUUUGUCGAUUCGGGAUUAUUUUCAUAUGAGAAAUUCAUUUGGCUGUGUGUCCAUGUCACCAUUCUUUGUUUUAUGUGCGUCGCAUUGACAUACACUUGGGAUCAAUUUGUCCUUCAACAUUUUUCCAUCAAUUUGUAUGACCCAUUGUAUCCAGUGCAGAAUGUUCCGUUUCCGGCUGUAUCAAUCUGUUCGAAUAAUCGCAUUUCACACAAGGCGGCUCUGCAAUAUGCUCAGGAAUUAUCCAAGGUGGAUCCUUAUAAUCGUUCGGUGGAUUUUUUCAUGAAACGCAUCGCCUACUUUAAUAGUUUCUAUUUUAGACACGACAAAUUGGAGAGUCAUUUGGAUUACAGAGAAUUUCAGAAAUUUCUUGAUCAUUAUGGAACGGACGACAAUGAAACAUUUUAUAAUAUGCUGAAGAUAAUGCAAAGGCUUACACCGAAAUGUGAAGAUUUCAUAUUGGCCUGUAUGUUGGGCGCCAAAAGAGUUAAUUGCUUUGAAGAGCAGACAUUUCAGACCCAAUUGACACAGUAUGGACCUUGUUGUAUGUUCAACUCAAAUGAUAGUUACAGAAAACGUACAUAUCGCACACGAUUCUCCGGCUCUGGCAUGGGCCUGAUUGUCGUCUUGAACACAAGCCAUGCUGAUGAUAUGGCCAGUCUAUUGAAUAUGGAUGGCUAUGCUGUUAUUGUACACUCACCAAAUCGAUAUCCGGAAAUAUCUUCGGGUAGUAGUUUGGAAGUAUUUCCCAUUAUCAACGAAGAGACUUUUAUUGGUUUGAAGGCACGUGUUUUGGAUAGUAGCGAUGAUUUGAGAUCAUUUGCGGCAUCGCAUCGCAAAUGUUAUUUCGAUGAUGAAGUUCCGCUGAAUUAUAAUAAUAAAUAUUCAAUGCAAAAUUGCAUCACACUUUGCCGAGCGCGUAGCAUAAUGGCUCUAUGUAAUUGUAUACCAUUCUAUACGCCAUUGUCGCUGGUGCAUGAUAUGAAUGGGGUGCCAUUUUGUACCCUGGGUAAUAUUGAGUGUAUGCAGCAGUAUAAAUUCAAAUGGCGUAAUGCUUUAACGGAACACAUUAAAAUUCUCGGUUUGGAACGGGUUGUAUACGUUUUGAUAACAAUCAUACGCCUAUGGUUGAAAUCUUUCAAAUGGCGUAAUGUUUUAACGGAACACAUUAAAAUUCCCGGUUUGGAACGUGAAAAUGAAGAAGCUCUUCUUUGUCCCCAAUGUUUGCAAUCAUGUGAUGACGUCAACUAUGACAUCUCAAUGAUGUCAUUACCGGCUGAUCGUUUUUCAUUGCCCAAGGGUGUGGAGUAA
Messenger RNA from Musca vetustissima, 1459 nucleotides. RefSeq names its product pickpocket protein 28-like. Gene Ontology annotation, biological process: sodium ion transmembrane transport. Gene Ontology annotation, cellular component: membrane. The record is from RefSeq and is a predicted model, not a curated record. The transcript is spliced from 8 exons. Lineage: Eukaryota; Metazoa; Arthropoda; Insecta; Diptera; Muscidae. Gene Ontology annotation, molecular function: ligand-gated sodium channel activity. The coding region runs from base 5 to 1459 and encodes 484 amino acids.